This is a messenger RNA of Ciona intestinalis (vase tunicate), 2572 nucleotides long. The record is from RefSeq and is a predicted model, not a curated record. NCBI's taxonomy places the organism in Eukaryota, Metazoa, Chordata, Ascidiacea, Phlebobranchia, Cionidae.
UACUCAUGUUAUAUGUUGUAUGAUUGACUCUUAGAUUGAGGAUGUUAAGCAUAAGAGAUAUGCUGUGAUGAUAAGAUGCAAGUAAACGUGUGUUUGGUAUGCUGAAACCAAAUGCAGGCGUUAUGUCAUGUAAGGUGAGGAAGAAAACUCACACAAGUUCAUCUGAUGGUGGGGGAGGGAUGGGAAAGUGUCCGGGCCGUGUUAUACCCUCCAUGAAUGGGGACAGGAUUGAGAGAUUUGAAUUAAAGGAAUAUCCAAACGAUUCACUCCGAAUUAUCAAUGAACUGAGACAUAGUUCGUUGCUCUGUGAUGUCACUAUCAAACUGGAAUACAAUGGACAGAAGAAGAAAUUCUCGGCCCACAAACUUGUACUCGCCUCGUGCUCUCCGUAUUUUAAAGCCAUGUUCACUGGGGGAUGUAGAGAGCGUAAUAUGUCCGAGGUAAACAUGAGAGAAAUUCACCCCGAUGUUUUUUCAAAGUUAUUGGAUUUUGCUUACACCUCACGUAUACUGAUUAGUGAGCAAUGCGUUCUAUAUAUUAUGGUUGGAGCUUGUAUGCUACAAAUGAACCACGUUGUACAAAUAUGCUGCAAAUUUCUUGAAAACCAACUUGAUCCAUCCAAUUGCCUUGGUCUUGCUGCGUUUGCUGAAGAUCUUGGAUGUAUUGACUUGAAAAGGAAGAUCGAAAAAUAUGUCUGCGCCCAUUUCGAACAGGUGUCGCAAUCGGAAGAAUUCAAGACAUUGUCCCCAUGUCGGCUAUCAAAGAUCAUUGCUGCAGAUGAAAUACACGUUGAUUGUGAAUCUCAGGUUUACAACGCUGUAUUAUGUUGGGUGCAAUACAACCCAAAGACAAGACAGCAGUAUCUUAAAAUGCUCCUUGAAGCUGUUCGAUGCCAUUCGUUAACCCCAGGCUUCCUUGAACGACAACUUCAAAACUGUCCGGUGGUGAACAAGGAGCCUCGUUGUCGUGAAUACUUAGCUCAUGUAUUUAAAGAACUUACGCUCCAUAAACCAGUCGGUCACAAACCACGUGCUCCUGAUAUUGGACAGGUGAUCUACGUGGCAGGUGGCUACUUACGCCACUCCCUCCCUUACAUGGAGUGUUUCCAUCCCGAGGAAAAUAUGUGGCUCCGACUCCGUGACCUCCCGAUGCCACGGUCUGGAAUCGCGUCAUGUGUCGUACAAGGAUUAUUCUAUGCCAUUGGGGGUCGUAACAAUUCACCGGAAGGGAAUUAUGACUCUGCGGCAUGUGACAGGUACAAUCCAAUGUCAGAUCAGUGGGACCAUAGGUCAUCUAUGAACGUACCGCGCAACAGAUCAAGUGUUGGUGUCAUUGACAACAUGGUGUAUGCUGUGGGUGGUUCUCAAGGUCCAACACAUCAUAACAGUGUUGAAAGGUACGACCCUGAACUUGACACUUGGACGAUGGUAUGUGGCAUGAAGACCAAACGCAUCGGCGUUGGCUGCGCAGUUGUCAACCGUAUGCUGUAUGCUGUGGGUGGCUUUGACGGCGUUAACCGGCUGUCUUCAGUGGAACGCUACCACCCCGAAAACGACGAGUGGAGAGACACGCAGCCCAUGCACACAGCUCGAAGCGGCGCUGGCGUAGUCGCACUUGGGAACACAAUAUAUGCAGUCGGGGGUUACGAUGGCCACGAGCAACUCAACUCAGUGGAGAAAUACAACGUAUUGGACGAUACUUGGCAAUCUGUGUCCCGCAUGAAACACAGAAGAUCGGCACUCGCAGUUACCGUCCAUAACGGGAAGAUAUUCGCACUUGGUGGAUACGACGGCCACGAUUUUCUCUCCAGUGUUGAGUAUUAUGAUCCGGCAAAGAACGAGUGGAAAGAAGUAACCAACAUGUCAAGUGGUCGAUCAGGUUGCGGAUCCGCCGUCGGUUUUCAACCGUGCUUGAGGAGGUAGCGCCCACUACCGGCGGUCGUAUUUCUCCCGCUAUCUCCGCCCACGAGCGCCACCCACCGGCUUGCAAACGGAACGAUUUUUUCGCCCGAUCUUCAAUUUUCCGCCAAUUUCUUGGUGCAGUAUUCCCUCAAUAUAUCACCUCAUUUACGUCAUCAGAAACGUCACAGUGACGUCAUUAUGAUGUGUGCCUAUUAUACCUGACGCAUUCUUUCCUAUUAUUGAAUCAUCAGAAGCAGCUGUGACGUAAUAAUACCCGGAUUGGAUCAAUCCAAUAUUACAUCAUACUUGAAAAGUUCAAAUAAUCGAGUUAUAUUUUAUGACGUCAUAGUGUUAACAAAAACUUGGCAAAUUAGGAAAACGCAAACUUUUAACAAAAAAAUGAUUUUAAAUAUUUUAAACAAGAUUACAAACGUCCCAAAUCAGACGUGCACAUCGAGAUUGUGACGUUUAAAUUUCUUAAUUAUGACGUCACAGUGAAUAAUGCAGUUCUUCGUUCUGUGUUAAUCGUGCCUUUGUUCGUCGUGUGUUUGGGCUCGACGAAUGUCGGUGCUUUUUGCUUCGUCACUGUGACUCGCCAUUUUUCAUCUAGCGAUGAAACAUAUUCUAUUUAUUUUCAGUACUUGUAAUAAAUCUACGACGCAAAAAUCAAA